AGUGCUUAAGUUUGGUAUGUUGUGUUUCUAUUAAUUUAGACACUUAUUGGGUUUGUUUCUAUUAAUGAUGGGGCUAUUAUUAAUCCUGUCUUCUUUGUCUAAUACAUAUUGAUCUUUUAGGAUGCUUUUAUGCUUAGAUUGAUGCUUCUGUUAAAUACAAUGCAUCAAUUGAAUAUUUUGGCUAGAUAUUGUAUAGUAUGAAAUUCUUGUGAACUCUUUGCCUGUCAGUGGCAAUGGGUUUAUGUCUCUGUUUGCUUUUAUGUAAAAGCUUGCAUAGUACUCGUGGUUCUUUUUUUUUUCCCAUUCACUUCGAAUAGAGAGAGGAUGGGCUUCUGCUGGAGUAACUCAAUAACCCCAUCAACCAGUACGAAUCGUCUUAGAAAUCCAGCAAUGGCUGGAGGAUAUUCUCAGCAAGGUUAUCAAGCACGACCACCUACAAACUGGGGCACACCUGGGGCUCCUCCAAUGCAACAACCUGGGUAUGGUUACAUGCAGCCUGGAGCAUAUCCUGGUCCAUCACCCCAGUAUAACAUGUCUCAGCCUCCAUAUGCUGGCUAUCCUUCCCAAUCAACAUCUGGUGGAUAUUCUACCAAUUGGGACCAGUCCUCUGUACCACCGUCCCAGCAAACUACCCAGGGGAGUGGUUAUGAUUACUAUAGUCAACAACUGUCUUCUCAGCAACCAGCAGCCCCUGGUGGUACAGCAGCUCCAGCAGAUAACUCUGGUUACAAUUACAAUCAGCAAGCAGCAUCUGGCUAUAACCAACAGGGACAAGGUUAUUCUCAAGAUGGCUAUGGUGGAUACCAUGCGCCUCAGUCAGGGUAUGGGCAGCCUGCAUCAUAUGACCAGCAACAAGGUUACAACUCUGCAUCUGGCUAUGGUAAUGUGACCAAUUCAACUCAAGAGGGGCAUACUCCCUCGUAUGGAACAGGUGAUUCAACACAGGCACCUCCACCUGCGCAGGCCUAUGGUACCAGUCAACAGCCUAGCCCAAACCCUGCCAGCUAUCCACCUCAAGGAGCUGCUCAGCCAGGUUAUGGAGUGCCUCCAACUUCUCAGGGUGGCUAUGGGAAUCAAGCACCAGCUCAAUCUGGGUAUCCCAGCUAUGGGCCACCCCAAGGACAGAAACCCAAUCCCCCUGCUUAUGGACAGACCCAACAGUCACCUACUGCUGCAGGAGGCUAUGGGCAGCCAGCACCUGUUCAGCCUGGAUAUCCCCAUUCACAGCCACCAGCAUCUGGCUAUUCUCAACCAGAUUCAGGUUCUCAACGUGCCCCACCAUCCAGUUAUGGUGCAGCUGCUCAGCAAGGGUAUGGAUAUGGUGCACCACCAGUUAGUCAACCAGGUUAUGGUCAGGGGCCACCAUCUUACAACUCUUAUGCUGCUGGGUACUCACAGUAUUCUGCUGAUGGCAGUGCAGCACCAGCUUCUCAGCCUGUUCAACAGAGUGGAGUAUCCAAGUCACCCCAAAGUUAGGCAGGCAUAUGUGGCAACUUGGUAUUCAACUGUCAGUUUUUGUUGCUUGUAUGUUUGAUGACGGUUUAUUGUAUUCCAGUGGUUUAGGUCUAGUUAGAUUUAGUUGUAUGUUUAAGACUUCAUCUAGUUCUGUGGUAUUGUUGAAUAUUGAGGAUGAUGAUUAUAUUUCCUUGUCCAAUCUUUUUAGUUUUUACUCACUGUUUAAAGCAUGUUCGUGCUUCCAUUUCCUUGCUGUGGUUGUUAAAGUAUAUUUGAUUUGAAGAACUAUGCAAUUAAUUGGCCGACUUUUUGAAUUCGAUUA
Pistacia vera is the source of this 1777-nucleotide messenger RNA. Its product is annotated as calcium-binding protein P-like. The transcript is spliced from 3 exons. Bases 325 to 1476 code for a protein of 383 amino acids. The record is from RefSeq and is a predicted model, not a curated record. NCBI's taxonomy places the organism in Eukaryota, Viridiplantae, Streptophyta, Magnoliopsida, Sapindales, Anacardiaceae.